AUGCGAUUCUUGGCAAAACUUCGGCUAGCUUGGAAAUUUCGUGGACCACUCAUAGCAGUUGCUUUGGUAGAGAAAGGGAAUCACACGCACAACUUCACACAUGCAACCCAUAAACCUUUGGUAAUGCGAAACCUCAAAAUCGUGACGAGGUCGCUCCUGCGAUUCUCGGGAGAAGAGCCAUUGCCCCUCACUGAAACUGCGUGGGAUCCCGCGACCAACGCCUUGAUAUGUUCUUUUGGCCCUUCCGAAUCACGUGCGACCAUCGAACUCAAGCGAUUACAUUACACGCGCAACGGUGCAGAGGAACGCCUUGAGAACAUUGCGUCGUGGGAUGCGCCGUGCCCAUUGCCCUCGCUUACCCAUGACUCAGUGUUAAGCCUGCAACAUUUCUCUGAUACAGCCACGUCAUGUUUGAUACUGGCCGGAGGCGACAUCGUCCUUGUGAGGGAGAAUCCGCUGGCGAAUGAAGAGUUGGUAGAGAUUGUGGGCUCAGUAGACGCUGGAAUAUCGGCGGCAGCCUGGUCUCCAGAUGAGGAACUACUCGCAAUCACCACUCUCGCCGACACACUCCUGUUGAUGAGUCGAGAUAUUGAAAACAUCGCCAGCAUCAAUCUCGCUCCCGAGGAUGUCAAUGUUUCAAACCAUGUUUCCGUAGGCUGGGGGAAGAAGGAAACUCAGUUCAAGGGCAAGAGAGCAAGGGCACUGCAAGAUCCCACCGUACCAGAGUCUGUCGACGAAGGUGUGCUCAGCGCUCUCGAUGAUCGAUCCGUCACAAUCAGCUGGAGAGGCGAUGGUGCCUACUUUGCAGUCAGCAAAGUUGAUGAAGACCGACGUCGCAUGAUUCGGGUCUACUCAAGAGAAGGACAACUUGACAGUGUAAGCGAACCAGUGGAUGGCCUGGAAGGGGCGCUCAGCUGGCGGCCCUCAGGAAAUCUUAUUGCUGGUGUCAAACGGUCGAGUGACAAGAUGGAAGUCGUCUUUUUCGAGCGAAACGGUCUACGCCACGGCCAAUUUGAUCUGCGUCUCAGUCAAGAAUCGCUGGAUGAGUUAAAGAUGCCCCUCGCACUCAAGUGGAAUAGCGAUUCUAGUGUUCUUGCUGUCGCCUACCCUGAUAAGGUGCAAUUAUGGACCAUGAGCAACUACCACUACUAUCUCAAGCAGGAACUGCCGUUUCAAGAAGCUAGUACAAAGCCGAUAGCAUGUACAUGGCACGCUGAGAAGCCAUUGGCGCUAGCUAUAUCGACUGCAGAUGCACUGCAAAUACUGGAAUAUGCCUCAACCGUCGCCGCUGGCUCAACCGUGCCGCCCAACGAUUUUGGUAUGAUCGCGUCGAUCGAUGGAUUAACACUAAAGCUCACGCCGCUAAGACUUGCCAAUGUACCGCCUCCAAUGGCAUUACAAACACUUUCGCUUGAAUCAGUACCGGUUGAUGUAGCGCUGUCGAAAUCGGGAACUCGUUUGGCAAUACUUUCAAACUGCGAACUUGCCGUCUACGCUCUUGACAUGCACAAGCGGCCUAUACCGAAGCCCGUACCAGUUUGGCGCAGCGAUGCUCUCAAAGAUUAUUCGCCACGUCACGUCGCCUUCUUCGGGAACGAGAGCAUUCACGUAUUAAUUGAUAAUUGGGAUGAAGAAGAAGCCUUCCUUUGGCGUAGCGAGGGUACAGAUGUCGUUCCCCAUGGACCAAUCAUGGAGACAGAGAAUGUCUCCUCGCUACUCUCCAGUGUAGACCAUUCCGCUAUCUACACAGAGUUUCAGAAUGGAGCUUUGCAUCAAGUAGACAUGACAGAAGACAUGUCUCCACAGACCCCUUUGGUCCAGAAGUUACCCACCUUCUGCGCUGAGGUUCAAGUUGCACAUGUGGAGGGACAGGUAUUGGCGUUUGGCUUGACAAAAAGUGGCAUUCUUUACGCCAAUGACAGAGUAUUGGCACGAAACUGCACGUCGUUUGUAGUCACGUCAGCCCAUCUCAUCUUCACGACUACGCAACAUUUACUCAAAUUCGUGCACCUCAGUACUGCAGAAGAACUUGAAGUACCAGCCGAUGAGCCUCAAAAGGACGAACGAUGUAGGAGCAUCGAACGCGGUGCCAAACUAGUCGCGGUCAUGCCAACAGUCUACUCGGUAGUUUUGCAGAUGCCAAGAGGUAAUCUUGAGACGAUUUACCCACGAGCACUCGUACUUGCUGCCAUCCGCCGCAAUAUCGAAGCCGAGCAAUAUGACGAGGCAUUCCUUACUUGCCGAAACCAACGCGUCGACAUGAACAUUCUGCACGACCAUGAUCCGGAGCGAUUUAUGGCUAACAUCGAGAAGAUUGUGAUACAGAUCAAGAAGAUUGAACAUAUCGACCUACUUCUGGCCCAACUUCGUGAUGAGGAUGUUUCAGAAACGAUGUACAAGGAAACUCUCAAGGCCAAAGAGCUAGACACCAAAUCACAUCUAUCACAAGACAAAAUAGCCAACAAAGUCAAUCGCAUCUGUGAUACAUUUUUGGCCGUGCUCGAACAGUCGCAGUACAAAGACGUGCAUCUACAGAACAUUAUAACAGCGCACGUCUCCAAGGUACCACCGGCUCUUGAGAACGGUCUCGAAAUGAUAGGACGACUUCAAGCAAUCCAAGACCCGCUCACAGACAAGGCUGCUGAGCACAUCUGCUUCCUUGCCGACGUGAACCAGCUUUACGACACGUCACUUGGUCUAUACAACCUUGAUCUUACUCUUCUUAUUGCACAGCAAUCACAAAAAGAUCCUCGAGAGUAUCUUCCUCACCUACAGUCGCUGCAAGAUAUGUCUACUCUUCGACGGCAAUUCACAAUUGACGAUCAACUCGGUCGUCGAGCCAAAGCGCUUUUGCACCUCAGAGAUUUACAGGUCUUCGAUGAGGUCCUCGAAUACGUGCAGAAGCACGCUCUCUACUCGGAGGCACUUAGCAUCUACCACUACGAUACUUCCCGCCUAAAGGAGAUCAUGCGUUUCUACGCCGACCAUCUUAGCGCAAACAAUAACCACAAGGAAGCAGCACUAGCAUACGAGUUCCUCGAUGAUUACUCUUCAGCAUGGCCAUGUUAUCGCUCUGCCAACCUAUGGCGCGAAGCCCUUUCCUCCGCUACGCUCGCAGGCGUCUCGGAAGAAGAGCUCGUGUCAAUCGCUUCAUCGCUUGCAGAAGGUCUCACGGAAUCAAAAGACUACCUCUCGGCCUCCAAUCUCACUCUAGACUACCUCUCCGACCUUCCUUCCGCGGCUCGCCUCCUCUGUCGUGGCUGCCACUUCGCCGAAGCAAUCCGCAUCGUCACUUUACGUCGCCAAUCCGACCUACUCACCUCCGUCAUUGACCCGGCCCUCGUUGAGCGCAGCGCAGAAUGA
Plenodomus lingam JN3 is the source of this 3363-nucleotide messenger RNA. The record is from RefSeq and is a predicted model, not a curated record. NCBI's taxonomy places the organism in Eukaryota, Fungi, Ascomycota, Dothideomycetes, Pleosporales, Leptosphaeriaceae.